AUGACUGCUGAAGGCAGCUGGGCCGCACCCACUAUGGGUUGGAGAUCGCUGAUCCCCUUGACGACUAUGUUCUUCGGCGGCACUUCUCGAAGUCACUUCGGCGACACUUCCAGAACAAGGAAGACAACGAUUGACUUUUAUAACAUAGCAAAGUUUCUCAAAGUUCUUGGUGCCAUAGAUUGCACGCAUGCCCGUAUACAGUGCACGGGAGAUGACAACGGGAUUUGUUUCGGAACAGAAAAGGAUACUUUCAUUGAAUGUUCGGCUGUAUGCAAUGCCAAGCUUCUGCUAACUAAUUUGGAGAUGGAGGAUAUGAUGACUCCACUUCUAAGUCCUAAAACUGAGGCUGAGAGACUAUACAAUGAGUCACAAAUACGAACUGGGAAUACAAUCGAACGCUGAUUCGGAGUUCUGAAAAGAUGGUUUCCAGUUUUAUCUACGGGCAUGCGGAUUUCUUUAAACACAGCAUUGGCAGUAGUAGUCGCAUGCGGAUUUUUGCACAAUAUUGCCAUUUUGGAAAAUAGUCCAUAG
Molecule: messenger RNA, 531 nt
Organism: Drosophila suzukii
Lineage: Eukaryota; Metazoa; Arthropoda; Insecta; Diptera; Drosophilidae
Source: RefSeq, a predicted model, not a curated record